Protopterus annectens (West African lungfish) is the source of this 1607-nucleotide messenger RNA. It is a transcript of the gene CABP7, whose product is annotated as calcium binding protein 7. The transcript has 5 exons. The record is from RefSeq and is a predicted model, not a curated record. Bases 683 to 1330 code for a protein of 215 amino acids. Gene Ontology annotation, molecular function: calcium ion binding. Lineage: Eukaryota; Metazoa; Chordata; Ceratodontiformes; Protopteridae.
GCAUGCAUUACUGAGGGGCGAGAGAGAGAGAGAGAGAGAGAGAGAUCUGACAAAGAGAAGGCAUACAGAACCUAUGUCAGAGACAGCGAGAAAAAGAAAGACAGCUGACAAUUUUCACUACUUGCUGGGGAACAGAAUGAGUUAGAUUUAACAACUCAGUCCCCGUUUCUUCACAAGUCCCUAUUGCAACUAUGUACUGCCUUGGGGUACUCACCUGUUACCUGUGUGUCACCAGCUCCUGGAUCUGAAAACCUAGACAAGUGACAGCUUUAGUUCUAUUUCCCAACCUUUGUGCAGAAACAUACCUAAGGCAUGGAUACUUGCUUCUGGCUGAUCUUAGAAAUUCUAACUUUGGGAAUUUGAAUUUGAAAAAGAAGGAAGAAAAAUGUUUCAAAUCUGCACCUUUGAUGGAUUUGAGGGGCGAGAUGAGAUUCUACUUUAUAUGAGGCAGAAUAAGGAUAUAAGUUUGAUCUGUGGUCCCUUUCCCUCCCCAGCGGAAAUGGGAAAUCGCUUAUAGCUGAUUUCUGUUCAUAAAGGUCUACUUUUUUUCUCUGAAUUUUACUGGUUGUGCAGUGUGGGAAUAUUUCUCCACAUACCCAACCAUCUGUGUGAAGCCUGGGAUCAAACCUUGAAUGUUGGAUACAUAAUAAUUUUAUGGUGUUUGCCUAAGUGGAGUUCCAAGAUGCCUUUCCAUCCUGUGACAGCUGCCCUUAUGUACAGGGGGAUCUAUACCAUCCCUGACAUUAUCACAGAACAGGCCCCUGUGGAACUCCCCGAGGAUGAACUGGAAGAGAUCCGAGAAGCAUUUAAGGUAUUUGACCGGGAUGGGAAUGGCUUCAUCUCAAAGCAGGAGCUCGGAAUGGCCAUGAGAUCCCUGGGAUACAUGCCAAAUGAAGUGGAGUUAGAAGUGAUCAUUCAGCGACUUGAUAUGGAUGGUGAUGGCCAGGUGGACUUUGAAGAGUUUGUGACACUACUUGGACCCAAGCUUACAACUGCAGGAAUUCCAGAAAGGUUUCAUGGAACAGACUUUGACACCGUCUUCUGGAAGUGUGACAUGCAGAAGCUGACAGUGGAAGAGCUGAAGCGAUUACUUUAUGAUGCCUUUUGUGAGCACCUCUCAAUGAAAGACAUUGAAAAUAUCAUCAUGACAGAAGAGGCAAGCCACAUAGAUAACCCUGAGGAAUGUCCUGUUGAUAUUGAAACAUGUGCCACACAACAGAUCAAGCAGACGUGCGUAAGGAAGAGUCUCAUCUGCGCUUUCGCCAUCGCAUUCAUCAUUAGUGUGAUGCUGAUAGCUGCCAAUCAGGUUCUCCGGAGUGGAAUGAAAUAACAUGCACACCUAAGCAAAGGGAACUGUGUUAAAACAAUAAAAUCAGUGUUACAAAACUUUCCAUUGCUUGAAAGGAUCCUAACUUAUGGAGACUAGAAGACUAUCUGAAGUGACUCAUAUGGCAUAUGGCAGCUCAUUGCACAGCAUUAUGUCAAAGGAAAAGACCACAUCUCUGUGCAUGGUCAUUGGAGGGGGCUGAAGAGCUAAUCUGCAUGAAGAUGCAUGGAUUAAAUAAUCUAUUAUAGCAGUGAUACCAUAUGUUUCUUUUUUAUAGAUA